AUGUCUUCCAUAGCUUCGACAUCGCGCAGUCGCGAUCAACCCCUUCAACCGCUGUCUGAUUCUGUUGCUAUCCGGUCGGAACUUAUUGCCUUGGAAGAGACUGACCUUCGUCUAUACCCUAAGUCUAGCAGAAAGUCACCAGCCGAAUACACUAUUAAAGACGUGUUCACAGGCUCAACGGUGUUUUCAGUGACAGGACGAAAGUAUGGAUCCAGUCCAGGGCGCGAGUUCCGUGACUCGAGCGGCCUCCCGCUGUUUGAACUUCGUCGGGCUGGAUUCUUUAUAAGGCCCUGGAAAGUCCGAUUACCUGGCGACGAUAGCAAAGAUCUGGCAUCGAUAUAUAUGCAGGGUCCUUCAAAGAAAAUCAUCCUAGACAUUACGCAAAAUCAAGACUCUACAGCUGACGAAGCUAAGAGAGUGGAGGGGGAGAAGAAGGUCACCUUGAGGGUUUUUCGAAAAUCGGCUCUUUACACGUUUGAUGUCUUGGCUGGCGAUCAAAAGGUCGCCCAUAUUCAGGAGAACCCGGAGAUAAAUCGCUCUCUGGGCCACUGGAUGUCCAGCCCAUAUGAUUACGUUCCGCCCAGACGUGCCCUAGAUAUUCGAUUGGCAGAGGGAUUGGAUGCGUCAAUCGCAGCGCUGAUUGGAGUGUUUAUAUCAGACAUGUUUUUUGGAAAUGAUGUUGAGGCCUAG
This is a messenger RNA of Penicillium argentinense, 690 nucleotides long. RefSeq lists its product as uncharacterized. Bases 1 to 690 code for a protein of 229 amino acids. The transcript is spliced from 2 exons. Lineage: Eukaryota; Fungi; Ascomycota; Eurotiomycetes; Eurotiales; Aspergillaceae. The record is from RefSeq and is a predicted model, not a curated record.